UAUCGCUACGCCGGGACAAAACUUCAAUUGCAGCACAAUGGCGUCCUCCUCCUCUCAGCGUAUGGUACACCAGGAUUAUAUCGCAAGAAUUCGAUAUUCAAACGCCCUACCACCUCCUCCCAAUCCUCCCAAGCUCCUCGACAUCCCAAAUACCGGCCUUGCGUCUGGUCAAUACACAACACCUGGCUUUGCAUCAAGACUUGCGCGUGAUCAGCCGCUCAAUAUCGAGGCAGAUGCCGAGUUGGGAAUGCCGUUAGAUCUGGUUGGUAUGCCAGGAAUUUUUGAUGGUGACGAGAGUUCGAUACAAGCACCGUUACAUCCACCACCAAUCCAUGCACAUGAUCGCGCUCUACUCCGUCCACUGGCAUCUCUGGGAAAGCCUAAGUUCUCUGACUCUGGUGUGUCCUUCCUACGACGUACCGAGUACAUCUCCAAUGCCAGCAAACCCAACCGAUUCGAGUCAACCACAUCAAGAUCUCUGAUCGACAAGACGGGAAGCAGGAACAAGAGGGCUCCAAUAAAUGCAGACAAAGAAUCACCUGAAUACAUCAAGAGCCAAGCGGAGAAGAGCUUCACGAUUGCAGCCAACAUGCUUAACAGCAUCCGAGACAUACGACAUCCCAGCGGCAAGACAAACCUGCGCGUAAUGGAAGCGUAUCCCGUCCUCCCCGAUCUCGACUCCUUCCCCGACGCAGGUGGCUACUGCACCAUCAAAUUCAAUACCAAUCCUGUGCCACCCAGCUCGACCUACGAUAUUCGUCUCGAGCAUGCUUUGCUGAAGCCCACCGAAGCUUCCGAGGAAGAAGAGCGCGCCAGACAGAUCAUUAGAGAAAACUACGAGCGCGAUCCAGACCACUAUCCUCCUCCUGACGAGACAUUGGAAUACGAGUUCUUCAUGGCAGAAUCUGCGUCCGACGCUCUAUCCUUCAAGCGCAAAUUCGACCCCCUUGACCCCGAGAAAGACAGCGACGCGCUAUACCCGCAAAAAACUGGCAAUGGGCAGCCCUGCUUCAGCUACAAACGGAUCCGUCCAUACGAGAGCGAAAGCGCAUUGGGAUCUAUCGCCAACAAAUUCGACGACGAAAUCGUACUUGCCGUCAGUGAUGGCAAGGACGGCUUGCGCCAGAAAGCUGCGUACUAUUAUCCCAUCGUGCAAAGGAUCAAGAUCAGGCCGCAGCGCAAUAAGAAUAUCCAGAGCAAGAGAAAUAGGUACACUCCUGGCGCACCAAAGGAGGAUACGGACAGGCAGACGGACUACCUGCAAGUAAUGAUUGAGGAACCGGAUGAGAUUAUGAUUGCUGAGCGAGAAGUUUUCAAGACUCAGCCAUUUGGGAAGGAGGAAGCUGACGGGGAUGACGCUGAUGCUGAUGCUGAUGCUGAUGCCGAUGCGGAGGGCGAUGCUGCUUAAGCGAGUAGGAGGCAUAUGCAUAGAAUCAACAGUCGUGAAGGAGAGACAGAUGUGCGCAUCUCAAUUUUGUACAAAGUUUGAGGCCGCCAAGGGCUAAUUCCCCAAUGUAGUAGCAAAGUAGAAGGCUAUAAGAGUCAUCUGGUGAAGCAGAGGCGCAUCUGCUAAGAUUGGUGAAGCAACUCGAAUGAGGAUAAUAGCAAGGCUGUAGACAACUUACCUUGCCAUGUGUAUAAUAGCAUAAGGCUUCAAGCCAACAGAAUGAAGGCUACAUCACGAUACCAG
Messenger RNA from Cadophora gregata, 1690 nucleotides. RefSeq lists its product as uncharacterized. Bases 38 to 1408 code for a protein of 456 amino acids. The record is from RefSeq and is a predicted model, not a curated record. The transcript is spliced from 2 exons. Gene Ontology annotation, cellular component: Cdc73/Paf1 complex. NCBI's taxonomy places the organism in Eukaryota, Fungi, Ascomycota, Leotiomycetes, Helotiales, Ploettnerulaceae. Gene Ontology annotation, molecular function: RNA polymerase II complex binding; chromatin binding. Gene Ontology annotation, biological process: transcription elongation by RNA polymerase II.